Molecule: messenger RNA, 4574 nt
Organism: Pecten maximus
Lineage: Eukaryota; Metazoa; Mollusca; Bivalvia; Pectinida; Pectinidae
Exons: 1
Coding region: 16-1929 (637 amino acids)
Source: RefSeq, a predicted model, not a curated record
GCCAGAUUCGGCAGCAUGACUUACCUUUUAAACACCGAUCACAGGGAUCCUCCAUCAUUUCCUCGUCCAACGGAGUGGUUCACAUUUCAGAAAAUGGCGUCUGGCGGGGGAUGGUCUAGUUUUGCGUUACUUAUAUCGACUGUCAUAUUACUGCAAGUUUUUAAUGUAUCAGGAAAGGAAUUUAAACUGUAUGCUUUUGAAUUCAUUACUCCAAAUAUCCACCGCACUAAUGCGCGAAGUGGCGCAGAGAGGGAGCUAGCUGUCGCCCUAAACACUGGCGACAUGAUCAAACUUGUUUUCUGUUUAACCGAGAAAGCCGAUGUACAGGUUUCGGGAAUAGUCCUUUCAAACGAUGGUGGGGAGGAUGAAUUAUCCAUUUUAUUAGACUGGGAUGAAGUUGGAACCACCAGGUCUAAAUACACUCAACUGUCGGGACAAGGUUGGAAUGUAUUUGAGGCCACAAAUCCCGUGGGCCUGAGGAGGACAUUGGCUGCUGGGCGUCAUAGCGUCACCGUCAAUGUGACGUCAUCUGAUGAAUUUGGUGUGGAACUGGAUGCUGUCAUGAUCAAGGUUAGUGACGAAGACCUGAACGAGGAAGCGUUUACAUGUAACGUAUUUUGCUUCAAUGACAUAACAUAUGCUCAUGUGGAGGGCAAGGAUUUUAUCGGGAGUGCCCGGAUGGAACAGAGGAGCAACCGGACAGAUUGUGCCGAGGAAGAUAAUAUCCGCAUUCCAUUCUACCACAGCCGUAUCACUAAGUUUGAGGUAAAAGCAAUGCAUCCUAAAUAUAAAGCAUUCGUUAAUAACCGAGAAUCUGAUUUCACUAACUGUAGGAUGGUAAAUGAUCUUCUUUGGCGGUUUGAAAACCUAACAUAUCCAUUUUCUAUGAAGCAAUUCAAACGAGGAAAAGCAAUCGUCACCCAUGAUAAAAACGAUGACCAUAACAUUAUUGUGACGUUCUUCAGUCCGGAUGGCCCCAGAAAAGGGGUGGUCGAUUCUGAAAUAGGGUCUCAACUUUAUCUGGAGCUUAGAAGUGUUGUGGCUCCAAUCGAAAUAGGAUUUACAUACUAUGGGAGGAAGAAGGAAUGGACUGUACCUGAAUUUAUAACAUUCUCUCCAGAUAAAGUCAAUCAUACUUGGCAUAUACCAGACUACACAUGGAACGAAAGCCCAGAAAACAUUAUUCGUCUAUUGUUGCCUCUUGAACUUCCUUUCGAAAUCGAUGUAGCAAUUAUCUCUCUGAAUAAAAGAAAGACAAAGGAGGAUACCGCGUUCAAAGUUUUUGAUAAUUCAGAGAAAAUUAUCGAGGGAGUAAAUGUAGACUUUUUCUGGCGAUCGGAUGGUGAAAUGGUUGUUAAAAUGAAGGAUUCAGGAGAGGUCUACACUGGCGCCGAUUACGUCAGGAUAUACACACAUUUGCCAUGGGGAAACCAAGAAUUCUCUCAGGUUUUUGUUCUUUAUCGGGACGGCAACUUUCGGAUUCUACCUUUGACACCUCCUGGUGUCGACUGGAUUCCAUUCGGAUCAUCUCUUAUAAUUGGUGAGACAGACCCAGAUUAUGAGCGCCCAUUUGCAUCCAUUUCCGAAGUAGAAAUUGACGUCAAGAAAAACAUCCUUAAUUUGACGUACGCUAACGGAAAUACCGUAACAAUAGAACUUCAUAUUGCAUUUGCUGAAACCUCUCUCACCGUUACAAACAUCAAUUUCAAAAAUAGAAGUCUUUUUCCAUUUAUGAUUUACAAUUCGAUGUGGGUUUCUGACGGAAAUGCAGACGUAGAUCGCGUGAGGGUGAAUGGAAACGAGGCUCGCCGUAUUAUGGCAGACUGGCGACACUUGUAUGGCACUUCCGUCGCAUUCUAUCGGCAGUGUUUAUCGCGACACAACACAAUGAGUCCCGAUAUUCGCGUGGAACUUCUGGAGGAGGAAUGAAAAUGGACCAGAUAUGACCAGUGAUCUCUGGAAAUCCCAUACACAAUUGGCGAGGGAAAGAACUUCUGGUAAAUGAAUAAAAAUAGUGCUUAAUCGCGGACAGGUAAACGUCAAAUUUAAAUAGCAUACUGGCUAAGUUUGACAGGACGAUGUACUCUCUCCUAAGUUGGAAUCGCUUUGAUUUUAUAAACUGAGCGAGUAUUCUCAUGAACAAAUCGUCCUGUGUGUGAACUGUAUGUUAACAACUUGGAACUCUGAUUUUAAAAAUUAUUUAAAAACAAAUUAAGCGAUGUUAGUGUCUCGUGUAUAUGUAAACGUGUAAACUAGGUGACCCAAGAAACUUUUUAUGAUGUCAGUUAUAAUAACUAUAAACGCACAUUUUCAUUAACUUUACGGUAAUGAUUAAAAUCAGUGUCGUCAACAAUUACACUCAUCUCAAUAGAAUCGUCAAGGAAAAGAUAAAGGACGCAUACUUUCCGAACAAUAGUUUAUAUUGUUGCGGUAAUGAAGUCGUCAUUAGUGUUAAUGUUUUACGGCCUAUCGACAAUUUGAGUCAUUUAGGGCCAAGUCGUCACUGAUCAAAGCUUAGAUGAUGAUCAUUUGUCAAAUCAAAGACGAGAAUGCGGUGUUUGGUUAUCCGCUGAAGUUAUCUCACAUUUUAUUUAUUCCUUUUGUUAAUUUAUAAACACUUACAGUACUGUACUUGUAAAAUAAAUGUAACCUUUGUUUUCUUCAAAUUAUCGUUCCUCUAUAUAAAGUGAGACAAUUCCAAUCACAUUUGAUGAAUUUGAUCUACAAUACAUGUACACAUAUCGCUUACAUCCAGCUCUUGUUUCUAUCAAGGGGUUCUUUAUUUCGUACGGAUUUUCAAGAACCCAUAAGUCUUCACAAACUAACAAUACAUUGUACAAUAAGUGGAAUAAGUUUUCACAAACUAACAAUACAUUGUACAAUAAAUGGAAUAAGUCUUUACAAACUAACAAUACAUUGUGGAAUAAGUCUUCACAAACUAACAAUACAUUGUAUAAUAAGUGGAAUAAGUCUUCACAAACUAACAAUUCAUUGUACAAUAAGUGGAAUACGUCUUCACAAACUAACAAUACAUUGUACAAUAAGUAGAAUAAGUCUUCACAAACUAACAAUACAUUGUACAAUAAGUGGAAUACGUCUUCACAAACUAACAAUUCAUUGUACAAUAAGUGGAAUACGUCUUCACAAACUAACAAAACAUUGUACAAUAAGUAGAAUAAGUCUUCACAAACUAACAAAACAUUGUACAAUAAGUAGAAUAAGUCUUCACAAACUAACAAUACAUUGUACAAUAAGUGGAAUACGUCUUCACAAACUAACAAUUCAUUGUACAAUAAGUGGAAUACGUCUUCACAAACUAACAAAACAUUGUACAAUAAGUAGAAUAAGUCUUCACAAACUAACAAAACAUUGUAGAAUAAGUUGAAUGAGUCUUCACAAACUAACAAUACAUUGUACAAUAAGUAGAAUAAGUCUUCACAAACUAACAAUACAUUGUACAAUAAGUGGAAUACGUCUUCACAAACUAACAAUUCAUUGUACAAUAAGUGGAAUACGUCUUCACAAACUAACAAAACAUUGUACAAUAAGUAGAAUAAGUCUUCACAAACUAACAAAACAUUGUACAAUAAGUAAAAUAAGUCUUCACAAACUAACAAUACACUGUACAAUAAGUGGAAUGCGUCUUCACAAACUAACAAUUCAUUGUACAAUAAGUGGAAUACGUCUUCACAAACUAACAAAACAUUGUAGAAUAAGUCUUCACAAACUAACAAAACAUUGUAGAAUAAGUUGAAUGAGUCUUCACAAACUAACAAUACAUUGUACAAUAAGUAGAAUAAGUCUUCACAAACUAACAAAACAUUGUACAAUAAAUGGAAUAAGUCUUUACAAACUAACAAAACAUUGUAUAAUAAGUGGAAUACGUCUUCACAAACUAACAAAACAUUGUACAAUAAGUAGAAUAAGUCUUCACAAACUAACAAAACAUUGUACAAUGAGUGGAAUAAGUCUUCACAAACUAACAAAACAUUGUACAAUAAGUAGAAUAAGUCUUCACAAACUAACAAUACAUUGUACAAUAUGUGAAAUAAUUCUUUAAAUCUAACAAUACACUGUACAAUGAGUGGAAUAAGUCUUUACAACUAACAAUACACUGUACACUAAGUAAAGUAAGUCUUUACAACUAACAAUAAACUGUACAAUGAGCGGAGUAUUUCUUUUAAGUUAACAAUACACUGUACAACGUCGGUGACGAGUAGUACCACCUGACCUUUUAUUAUAGACACGUAUCUUCAGUAAAACCAGUAAAAUCACUGAUGCUUGAUCUAAUCAUCAUUUAUCUAUUGUCAUGUACAGGAAGACAAUGUUUUUUGCUAUAAAUUACGUGUGACGUCACCAGAGACGUACAAUUAAAGUGACAGGUGUUCAUUUUAGGUGACAUACACAUGUGUUUUAGUAUAUUAGCUGUUAGUAAACCUUAAAAAAAUGGAAUGACAGUAUUUAGAUUUGUCAUAUAGUGUGUUACAGCCUGUUAUUAACGUACAAUGUUACAAUAUUGGUGCUAAAAUUGUAUAUAUCCAACAUACACAAAUAAAGGCUUGUAGGAAAAUGAA